ACGACAUCGUACAAAUGGGCGACUCGGUGCAUUUCAUGUUUGACAUGGCGAUCGUGCGUCUCUCAAGCUCAAGACCGAAGGGCCUGCCAAGUUGCUGGCACUUGUCUUGAACGCCGACGACCAGCCGAUGACUCGGACAUUGACAAUCGUCGAUAAGUAAGGCCCCGGGCACCGACGCUGAUAAAUACCGCGAUCAGCGACUCCGGCCGCCUUGAGAUCUUGAGACCUCGAGCUGAGAGCCUUUCCAGCAUCCCGUGGUACUUUCGCCGAACCGGCGUCGCGAGAACGACGGUGUGCGGCCCGACGAAGCGGAAGUAUGCCCGUAGUACAUAUCAGCGACACCCGGGACACUACAGCAGCGAGCAGUGACGACGAUUGAAGCGCAAUGUCCACGAUCAUGAAGGCAGUCCAAUACGAGUCGCCACGCAAUUUUGCGCUCACGGAGGUGCCCAUACCAGAGCCCGGAGACGACGAGGUGUUAUUGAAAGGUGUGUGCGGAACGGACGGCCACGUACACGAAGGAGAGUUCAUCGCGUCCUUCCCGUUGAUCCCGGGACAUGAAGUCGUUGGUGUCAUAGCGGACAUGGGCAAGAACGUGCAGGGCUUCGCGAAGGGCGAUCGGUGUGUUGCGGACCCUGGCGUGACUUGCGGCGCCUGCUUCUACUGUCGGCGCGGAGAGACAUUGCUCUGCGAGAACUUCCAAGGCAAGGGUGUCAGCGCGACCCAGCCAGGGGGCUUCAGCGAGUACAUCACGUUCUCUGCAUACAAGGUAUACAAGAUUCACAACCUCACUGACGAAGAGGCUACCCUGAUAGAGCCUGCGGCGUGCGCUGUGCAUGGCAUGGACAAGCUCGGGACGGCGGUCGGCGUCGACGCUCUGGUCAUCGGCGCUGGCCCGACCGGUCUCGUUCUCGCACAACUCCUCAAACUUAACGGCGCGAUGAGAGUCGUGAUUGCGGCGAACAAGGGUAUCAAGACCGAGAUCGCGAAGCAGCUCGACGCAGGGGACGAAUACAUCGAGCUCGACCGGGCUGACCCCGCGCAGCAAUGGGCCCAGCUAAAGAAGGACAACCCGUACGGCUUCGACGUCGUCGUAAGUCGAGGCGACGGGUCGGAGCAGGUCGCGAACGACGCGAUCAACUACGUGCGCCGCGGCGGGAAGCUGAUGAUCUACGGCGUGUACGACAACGCCGCGCGCGUGCACUGGCCGCCGUCCAAGAUCUUUGGCGACGAGAUCCAGAUCAUCGGCUCCUUCGCCCAGACGUACUGCUUCCCCCGCGCGGUGCAGUACCUCGACAGCGGCAAGGUCCGCGUCAAGGGCAUGGUCACGGACGUGUUCACCAUCGCGGAGUAUGAGAAGGCACUGGCGAAGAUGAACAGCCGCGGGCGCUGAAGAUCGCCGUCAAGCCUAGCUGAAUGUGCGGGCUAGUGGUCCGCUCGGGUCGGAGCGUCGCGGGGUCUGCGAAAUGUGGCGUUGGCAGGCAGCGGAGGUAAAGGUUGGAGUAAGUAGCACGAGCAGCGGAUGCAAUCGACUGACGUUCGCGCGGUGCGCCUAGUGUCCGUCGCCGUCGCAUGUCUACUUACCGCCCGACCUAUCCGCGCCGAUUCAUUCCUCACUAUACACAGCAUCUGCCAUUGCAAAUCGACUGCGUCAGAAGAGGCUGCUACAUUGAAAUUUGUCUCCGCCACGAUGUGCAGUACAUUGACGUAACACAAUAUUAUGAGUCUAUUCAAAA
Molecule: messenger RNA, 1736 nt
Organism: Fomitopsis serialis
Lineage: Eukaryota; Fungi; Basidiomycota; Agaricomycetes; Polyporales; Fomitopsidaceae
Product: chaperonin 10-like protein
Exons: 9
Coding region: 386-1393 (335 amino acids)
Molecular function (GO): zinc ion binding; oxidoreductase activity
Source: RefSeq, a predicted model, not a curated record